AUGCUGGCAGAACUGAUAUUUCUCUUUAGGAGUCUCCAUGGGAUACUUGCCUCCGCGGGCACCGUAGGAGCAGUGGCAGCUUGGCUGAUGAGCUAUAAGCCAGCCUUGUUUGGGUUCCUAUUCCUUCUGCUGUUGCUUAGCAACUGGCUGGUCAAGUGUGAACACAAGCUCACCCUCCCAGAGCCUCAGCAGAAGGAGGAAGAGAAACCAAAGGCUUCUGAAAACGAAAACGACUCCAAGAGCGACAAGGCCACGAACACAAAAGAAGUCAAUAGAAUGCAUUCCUGCUUUGCCCUCCAGGACAAGAUCUUCCAACGGCUUUUGUUCAGUGAAAUGAAGCUGAAGGUCCUAGAAAAUCAGAUGUUCAUCAUAUGGAAUAAAAUGAAUCACCACAGGCGGUCAAGCAGACAUGGGAAUUUUCCCAUGAAGAAACACAGAAUGAGGAGGCAUGAGUCCAUUUGCCCCACCCUGUCUGACUGUACUUCCAGCUCCCCCAGCUAAUGAGGCCGAGGCGGGCUGGCCUCUGCUGAUGUUACCUUUUACCUCAGUAAAACCCAGUCAAAGCC
Molecule: messenger RNA, 566 nt
Organism: Chlorocebus sabaeus (green monkey)
Lineage: Eukaryota; Metazoa; Chordata; Mammalia; Primates; Cercopithecidae
Gene: TEX46
Product: testis expressed 46
Source: RefSeq, a predicted model, not a curated record